Molecule: messenger RNA, 839 nt
Organism: Fusarium redolens
Lineage: Eukaryota; Fungi; Ascomycota; Sordariomycetes; Hypocreales; Nectriaceae
Exons: 1
Coding region: 264-689 (141 amino acids)
Source: RefSeq, a predicted model, not a curated record
ACGGGCCACUCUUCCGCUGCUCCGGUAUCGAUGCCAUUGUCAGUGCGCACUCGAUAGUGCACAACGUCCAGCCAUACCACGGGUUUGAGCACAUCAAUGUCGAAGAUGGCUUGCUCCACCCGAUGAACGAUCUAAGUUAGGGUGUGGUCGAUCUUUUUAUUCCCAUCUGUCGCCUCCUAUCGAACUCCCACCCGAAAUGAGUCGGGCUUCAUCUCGAGUCCCUUUUCUUUUUACCAUAGCCACAGCCGUAUCGAUCGGACGGCAUGCCGCAAGAGAUGAGGGUUAUAGUAAUCACGAGCAGCCCUCCCGUACACCUGGUGUUGUCUUUUAACGGCAAACCAGAAAUAUCGGCUAACACAGUUUGUCCCGACUGGACAUUCCUAAGUCUUUAUACAAUCACUAAUCACCAAUCACCAAUCACCAAUCACCAAUCACCAAUCACCAAUCACCAAUCACCAAUCACCAAUCACCAAUCACCAAUCACCAAUCACCAAUCACCAAUCACCAAUCACCAAUCACCAAUCACCAAUCACCAAUCACCAAUCACCAAUCACCAAUCACCAAUCACCAAUCACCAAUCACCAAUCACCAAUCACCAAUCACCAAUCACCAAGAAUUGGUAUGACUUCUGGAAAAUCGAUCGAACAAAAUGCCUUACGAGUCAACCUUUUGUGUCUCGAAAAGAAUGACAUUCUGUUAAAUAGCCUUUACUGACAUUGUCCCAUCACAAAUACCAUGAUUUCCUCCCAUCUGCAUCCGGAACCGAGUCUAACAAUGGGUGACAUACCUCCUUUGUGAGCUAUAUCAAAUACUCAGAGGCCGGGACAUCGCCAAGGAUU